Messenger RNA from Arachis duranensis, 1566 nucleotides. RefSeq lists its product as uncharacterized. Lineage: Eukaryota; Viridiplantae; Streptophyta; Magnoliopsida; Fabales; Fabaceae. The transcript has 4 exons. Bases 1 to 1566 code for a protein of 521 amino acids. The record is from RefSeq and is a predicted model, not a curated record.
AUGCUCACCGCCGCUCACCGCCGCUCACCGCCCUUAUCCACUCUCACUGCCUUCACGCUCACCGCUGCUCACCGCCCUUGCUCUGGUCCCUUUCUUUUUCUUAGAUUCGCUCCGCAGAUUCGUCACGAGGAGGUUGAAGCGUCACCAUUUUCAUCUUCGGCAGAGACAGAAGCGUUCUUCACCGCCGCCUUCUUCAUCUUCUUUGCAGAGACAAAAGCUAUUUUUUUAGUGAUUUCUGUUGAGAAGUUAUUCUAUCGCAUUCCGAUUUCAGUUUUGCGAGAUGAUGUGAAAUACGAUUCAUUUGUCAUAAGGAGUAACGAGGAUUUGGAGGUUCUGUUCUAUUGUCGUUGGCAGUUUCCCGAGGUCAGGACCCCUGAGUUGUUGGCCAAGCUUGUAGAUGUGGUCUCCAACUCAGGAGGUUCGAAUUGGAAUCCCCAAGCUCCAGCAACGACAGCCUAUUCUAGUUCGAGGCCUGUUGAUGCCUCUUCAUCCGUGCAUGUGAUUGCACCUCAUUCAAUGGUGGUUGGCUCCCCAUCCUUCGCAGUUGAUCUAAACUGUAGUGGUGAUGGAGAAGUUGGUAUUAUUGAUACGGCAUUGGUUUCAUUACAGGGUGGGAUACCGGAUGGUAUAGACGAAGUAUUACGGGAUGAUGAUGACGAUGAUGAUGUGGAGCCGAACAUCAUUGUCGAUGAUAGCGGUGAUAACAUAGCAGCGAGUAAUCCAGGUGAGGCUGGUGGAGUGUCCAACUCAGAGACUCAGCAGAUUCAGUACAAAGUGGUGGAGUCUGAAUAUCGCAAGUACUUUGGAAAGUGUAAGAAAUUUGGCAACGGGAGCACAUGGUUGAUUAGGAUCAGUCUCUGCCAGCGUAGAGGUAUUUGGGAGAUAGAACGGUACAAUGGACCUCAUACUUGUCUGGCCACGUCGAUAUCGAGCAAUCACAAAAGUCUUGAUUAUCAUGUGAUCUCGGCCUUCAUACUACCAAUGGUUAGAGCUGAUGCAGCCGUGUGUAUCAAGGUCUUAGGUGUCCAGAUGAUGAUGCUUGGUAGUGUUGUAGUGUUGAGGAUGAGUCCUGUGCGAGUGGGUAGACAAGUGGACCAGUCGCAAGCCUAUUUUCAUAGGCUUUUUUGGACAUUCCCACCAUGUAUUGAGGCCUUCCGCCAUUGCAAGAUGUUGGUCAGUAUUGACGGGCUCGGUGCAAUUGCCCAAGACGAAAACUCGAACAUCCUGCCGGUUGCAUUUGCACUUGUGGAGGGUGAGAAUGUUGAGUCGUGGUCAUUUUUUCUAUCCCACCACCACCAGCACGUGACUCCGCAGUCAGGUAUUCUGGUGAUAUCAGAUUGGCAGAAUGGUAUUAAGGCGGCACUUGAGGCUCCCGACGGAGGUUGGCUACCACCUGCAACAUACCGUGCAUUCUGUAUUCGACAUGUGGCAACAAAUUUUGCCCUGAACUUUAAGGGCAAGGAUGCACGUAGGCUUCUGGUGAAUGCGGCAGAUGCCAAGAUUGAGGUUGAAUUUGAUUACUGGUUUGAUAUUCUGCAAACUGAAGACCCUGCCAUGUGUGAUUAG